CGCCACCAGGAACAAAACGUCUGCAGGCACUGUGGUUGUACACAGGAAGCUGCAACAUGUGGGCAACGGGAAGGUUGCGGCGUGAAAGACUGUGACGUGCGACAGCGGAAGGCAUAAGAGACCGUCGCGACCAGCGAUCAUGCGAAGUCUGGCUGGGAGACGGGCGAGAUCCGCGAGUCCCAGACCGGAGCCAGAAGAGCAGCCAUGGAACUGACGGCGAAGGUGGCGACGCUGCUGCUGGUGCUGCUGACCGCACAGGCGGCCACCCACGCUACACCGAACCACCUCAGGAGAGGGUCGCCGUGCCGCACGCGCAGCGGCGAGUCGGGCGUGUGCCAGCCGCUGCACCGCUGCCGGCACGUGCUGUGGAAGCAGCCCACGGCCUGCUCGCGGCACUCCGUCUGCUGCCCCGGCGCCGCCGCGCCCCCCACCGCCGCCUCCUCCGCCUCCACCGCCGCCUCCUCCGCCUCCACCGCCGCGUCCUCCGCCGCCUACAGUGCACCGACGCCUCGUACCACAGCUGCAACCGCUACCACGCAGAGGGACACCAGUGCGACCACACAACGAGCAGGCUUGUCCAAAAGUCAACAGAAGUGCGAGGAGUGGGGGAAAGCCGUGUACCGGCUGGAAGACAGCCCCGUGCUGGUGGAAGGCGCGCCCAAACUCAACCGUUCGCUGUGCGGCGGCGAGGGCGCCCCCUAUAUCAUCGGCGGCGUGCCCGCGGAGCCCAAGGAGUUCCCUCACAUGGCGGCGGUGGGCUUCGGCCCCGAGAGCAGCGUGCAGUUCCUGUGCGGCGGCAGCCUCAUCAGCGAGCGCUGGGUGCUGACGGCGGCGCACUGCCUCGACGACUACACCAACAGCGGCGUGGGCCCGCCACGCUGGGUGCGCCUGGGCGACCUCGACCCGGAGGGUAGCGGCGAUCACCUGACGGCGCAGGACUUCCGCGUGGAGCGGCGCGUCUGGCACCCCGACUACCGCUACCCGCUCAAGGACAACGACGUGGGGCUGCUGCGGCUCGACUCCGACGCAGAGUUCAACGAGUUCGUGCGGCCCGCCUGCCUGGGCACGCAGCUGCAGCCGCGGGACCCCAGGGCCAUCGUCACCGGCUGGGGCAAGACGGAGAGGGCGGGCUACAGCCAGUCGCUGCUCAAGGUGGAGCUGCCACUGACGGCGCAGGCGCAGUGCGUGUCCAUCUUCCAGGAGCUGCUGGAGCGCUCGGCCGGCUACCGCAGGGUGCUGCCCAACGGCGUGCUGGACUCCAUGCUGUGCGCGGGAGAGCCCCAGGGCGGCAAGGACAGCUGUCAGGGAGACUCCGGCGGGCCGCUGCAGGUGCGCAACACGCAGCCCUACUGCACCUACUCCAUCCUGGGCAUCGUCUCGUUCGGCAAGGGCUGCGCGGAGCCCGGCUACCCCGCCGUGUACACGCGCGUCGCCAGCUUCGUGCCCUGGAUAGAAUCCGUCGUCUGGCCGUGACGUGACGCCGCGCCGGUCAGCCACCGCUAGAGUGCACGCGUCGCUCCAGCGCCGAUGGGCGGCGGACUGCGCGACGCGUCGAUGGCCGUGUGAUUUCUGCUGCGACGAUACCUCACCGUGUAUCGCUGUUAAUCGAAUUAAAGCUGUAUUUUUUGCAGUUGCUCCAACAUAUACAAUAGUAAACAUUCCGGGACUGCGACAGUCUCUGACAUUACAGACUUGGACAAAUUAUUUUCUACAGUAUAUGGCUUGUGUAUGUAAUUCUGGUAGCGCCUUUUGAUGUGUUGUCAUUGUAAUAUAUGCUCAUGACAAUUUCA
Messenger RNA from Schistocerca piceifrons (Central American locust), 1790 nucleotides. Its product is annotated as trypsin-1-like. The record is from RefSeq and is a predicted model, not a curated record. The coding region runs from base 205 to 1473 and encodes 422 amino acids. Gene Ontology annotation, molecular function: serine-type endopeptidase activity. The transcript has 7 exons. NCBI's taxonomy places the organism in Eukaryota, Metazoa, Arthropoda, Insecta, Orthoptera, Acrididae. Gene Ontology annotation, biological process: proteolysis.